Molecule: messenger RNA, 291 nt
Organism: Gongylonema pulchrum
Lineage: Eukaryota; Metazoa; Nematoda; Chromadorea; Rhabditida; Gongylonematidae
Source: the annotation of a GenBank genome assembly
AUGUUCAAUUUUCAGGUUGUUGAUUUGAAGCAAGCAGCACGCUCAGUAGCAAUUGCACCGGAUUUUACAAAGCGCGGCUCAGGACAUAUAUUUGUGACAGGUGAUCGGAACUUAUCACUACAUCAACGAACAUUCUUUGGUAGUUACAAAGAGAAAGUUUUGUACGAAGGCAUGGAGCGAGAUGGAGUGAUUUUGCAAAUCUCAUGGCAUAAUUGCUUCAUCGCUUUUACUAAUGAUACGGGCACCAGAAUAUACGACAGGUUAGUUCUAAACAAGUACUUCUUAGUCUGA